Molecule: messenger RNA, 6047 nt
Organism: Phyllostomus hastatus (greater spear-nosed bat)
Lineage: Eukaryota; Metazoa; Chordata; Mammalia; Chiroptera; Phyllostomidae
Gene: CBX6
Product: chromobox 6
Exons: 5
Coding region: 106-1353 (415 amino acids)
Source: RefSeq, a predicted model, not a curated record
GUCCGCCCGUCGGGGCUUGAGCGCUGCGGCGCGUGCGCGAGCGGUGCAGCACCGGCCGCGGGAGCAGGCAGGGAGUAUUAUGGGCUGUGGGUGCCGCUGAGCAAGAUGGAGCUGUCUGCAGUGGGCGAGCGGGUCUUCGCGGCUGAAUCCAUCAUCAAACGGCGAAUCCGAAAGGGACGCAUCGAGUACCUGGUGAAAUGGAAGGGGUGGGCCAUCAAGUACAGCACUUGGGAGCCCGAGGAGAACAUCCUGGACUCGAGGCUCAUUGCAGCCUUCGAGCAGAAGGAGAGGGAGCGGGAGCUGUAUGGGCCCAAGAAGAGGGGACCCAAACCCAAAACUUUCCUCCUGAAGGCGCGGGCCCAGGCCGAGGCCCUCCGCAUCAGUGACAUGCAUUUCUCCGUCAAGCCGAGCGCCAGCGCCUCCUCGCCCAAGCUGCACUCCAGCGCAGCCGUGCACAGGCUCAAGAAAGACAUCAGGCGCUGCCACCGCAUGUCCCGCCGCCCCCUGCCCCGCCCAGACCCCCAGGGGGGCAGCCCUGGCCUGCGCCCGCCCAUCUCGCCUUUCUCGGAGACCGUGCGCAUCAUAAACCGCAAGGUAAAGCCUCGGGAGCCCAAGCGGAACCGCAUCAUCCUGAACCUGAAGGUCAUCGACAAGGGCACCGGUGGAGGGGGCACUGGGCAGGGGGCUGGAAACCUUGCGCGCCCCAAAGUCCCCUCUCGGAACCGUGUCAUCGGCAAGAGCAAGAAGUUCAGCGAGAGCAUCCUGCGCACGCAGAUCCGCCAUAUGAAGUUCGGCGCCUUCGCGCUGUACAACAAGCCCCCUCCGCCCGGCCCUCUGCCGCCCCCGCAAGCCAGCAAGGCCGACGUCGCUGCCUCCGCCGCCCCGGGGCUGCUCCUGCCAGCCCCCGCUGCCCCCUACGACGCCCGCAGCUCCGGCUCCUCCGGCUGCCCCUCGCCAGCACCCCAGUCCUCUGACCCCGACGACUCACCCCCCAAGCUGCUCCCCGAGACCAUGAGCCCAUCUGGCCCCGACUGGCGAGAGCCCGAGGUGCUCGACCUGUCCAUCUCUCCCGAGACGGCAGCCACCAGCAAGCGGGCACCUCCUGACGUCAGCGCGGCCGCCAGCCAGGCACUGGCCACAGCCCCUGAGCCUGUGGGUGCCUCCUCUGAGCCUGAGGCUGGGGACUGGCGCCCAGAGAUGUCACCCUGCUCCAAUGUGGUCGUCACCGAUGUCACCAGCAAUCUCCUGACGGUCACUAUCAAGGAGUUCUGCAACCCUGAGGAUUUCGAGAAGGUGGCUGCUGGGGUAGCAGGUGCUGCAGGUGGGGGUGGCAGCAGUGGGGUGAGCAAGUGAGGGGGCUCCAUCACGGAGGGGGCUUUGGGGGGGCCCUCCUGCCCAAAGUCAUACUCUUGCUCUCCCCCCCACCCUCAGACACCUCCGCCUGUGCUUUGCUUGUUUCAAAUGGCUGGUGUUGACCCCGGGAUGGGGCAGGGCAGUUGGAGCCUUCUGAAGCCCAGUGGGGGUCAGUCCUGGACCAGAUCAGGGCUGGGGUGGGACCGGGCACUGGAAGGUCCUCCCUCUUGCCAUUGGCGCCCUCCCCGCCCAUGCACAGUGGGGCCCACCGGGCGGCUCCUGAGGAGUCCCAGCACCCAGGGUUCAGCUGCCCCCGCCGCAUCCCACCCCGUCCCCCCAGUUUGCUUCCAGCUCUCCUGCGCAGUGUCUGAUUUCUCGGUGCUGACCCGGCGGCCUCGGACCCCUUGGAGGCCCCUCCCAGCGCUCGUGCUGUUCCUUUCCUUCCUCCAGACGCCUGGGCAGGGGGGGUAGGGGGGGCAGGGAUGGCGGAGCUCAGACGGAGGUUGGGGCGAGGCCAGCCUCGGCCCCUCCCUGCACAUCAGCGAGGGUGGCCGUGCCCAGAGGCAGGGGUCUCCUGCCCACCGUUGGAGGAGACCCAAGGGCCCCCUUAGGCCCCGCCCCACCUCUUCACUAGUUUCCAUCCGGAAGGUGGGGGGUGGGCAGGGAGCUGAGCUGGCCGCAGCCUCCCAGCACGAAAGGCCCCUUCAGUCCCCAACCAAAGGUGCUACGAGAACCUGCUGUGGACGCCUCCAGCUGUGCGCGCGUGUCUGCGCCCCGGGCGCGUUCGUGCAUGUGUCUUCACGCCUGGGCACUGCGCACCGGGUCCAGGCUUUCCGGCGGCUCCCUUUGGGGUUCUUCAGCACGGGGUCACCGAAGGCCUGGAUCCUCCCUUGCCGGCAGCUGGGCCUGUGGAGGCCGCCAGGCCAGUCCUUCCUGCCCGGGUGGGCAGGGGGCAUGGUCCCCGUGCCCUUCCCUUCUGGGGCGGUCAGCCUGACUGCCGGGCCUUCGGUGGCCGCACGCGUGGCAUGGUGGGGACUGAGGCAGGGAAGGGAGGCCCCCGCCCUGGACUUCCACCUUCCUCCCGUGUGCUUUGGGGGAAGGAGGAGGCCUGGAAGUGGUCUCGAGGGUCUCUGGCUUCUCUCCAGCCCUCUCUUUUGCUUCUGACCCUGAGGCUCUCUCACAGCCCAGCCUGUUCGAGGCGGUGGGAGGCCUCCGGGGCCCUGGGCAGCUUUUCUCCCUCUGCUGCCAGGGAGCAGAGGCCUCCGUGCCAGUGGCAGAAACCAAAGCCCCAGGUGGAGCCCGGGCCCCGGGAGGCCAGGCGGGCCGGGGCGGGGGCCUGCUGCGCGACAGCCUUGCGUGGCGUGCCCUGCCCGCAGCUCAGCGUGGCUCCCUGGGGUGUGCGCUGAGUGACGGGUCUCAGCCGGGAAGUGGGAAGCGUGGUGGCAGGAGGCAGGAGAUGACAGAAAGGGAAUCCGAUUGGGGAGCAGACUCCUCCUUCCUGAGUGUGGGAGGGCCCCUCCUGAGAGGCCUCCCCACCAGGGCUUCCGCCCAGCCCCACCCCCCCACCCCUAGGUGUGGAAUGAGGGCCCUCACAGGGUUUUGGGGGGCUGGCACUCCCGGACCCCUCUGCACCUGCCCUUUGUGUUGGCUCUGUGGCCGUCCAAGUGCCAAUUGGCUUCCCCCCAAAUAAGGGCUGGUGUUUCUCCUCUGUCCUCAGAGGCGAUUUCCCCCGACCCCUCACCCCAGGGGCGUGGCCGCCUGGGUGCCAGUUACAGGUGUUUCCAGAGACCAUAGAAAUGUGUUUUCCUGAGAGUCCGUGUCAUUCGUGACUUUUUUUGUAAAGAAGUUGUGUUUUCAGAGGUGAUUUUAUGACAGGAAAGUGAAAGACUUAGUUUUGCAAAAAACAAAAAAAAAAAGAGGAAAAAAAAGAAAUAGAAAAAAAUAUUGUGGGAUUCCUAUGGGGUUUGGGGGGGCGGGGAGAAAGCUAUUUAAAAGAGAAACUAGUGACGCAGUGAUUGCACAGGUGAGGUGGCAGUGUCGGGGACAGGAGCGGGGGCCCGGGCCCCGCCGGCGCGUCCCCAGGGCUGUGGCCGACCGCCUUGCUUCCGUGGUUCGAGGCAGCAUGAGCCCUCCCGUCCUGGGCCCGGACUCCACACCUGUCCUCCCUCCAAGGAAAGGAUGCCCACUGGUCCAGGGGGGCUAGCCAGAAGCUGCAGGGACCAAGCCACUGGAGCUGAUAUUUGGGGAGGUGGGGGUCAGCAGGGGUCCCCCCCCCCCAUCGCCAGAUGGGUCGUGGGUAACUCUCUGCAGGAAGGCUGGAGAGUAGGUGCAGUUGCUCCGUUCCUUUGCCAGCUUGUCGGGCCACCUGGUCCCCACCACCACCACCCCGUGGGGGGUUUCUCCCUCCCCAUCACCCCAAAGACCAUGAUGCCCCUGGGCUUCCCUGGCCGGGUAGUGGAUGCAGGCUCCAGGCAGACAGAGCUGUGGACCCCGGGAGACCCUUAGGUGGUGACCCUGUGGACUGAGGGUAACCGUGGGCAGGAGGGAGUGCCUGCCCCAGGGCCCAGACUUGCAGCCCCGCCCCACCGUGGCACUCUCGGGGACACGCGUGCACUCUGCUCCCACAGGGCCUGAGUGGGCACGGUGUCGCCAGCAAGCAGAGCCCCCCUCACCUCUCUCCAGAGUGGCUUGGAGCAGGGGCCCAGAAGCGCCCCCACACACACACACACACUCUCUUGCACGGAUCUGCCUCCCAUGGGCCCUUCCCCCUUGCUGCUUUUCCGUUUGCCUAAUUACCAAGCAGAAGUUGCCGUCUGGUUUGCUUUAUUUUCAUGUGUGAAACGCCCCCACAGCCCGAUCUCCCCCAUGUUAGGCCUUUGGUGGGGGCGUCAGUCACGGCCCCUCAUUGCCACGCCUCCUCAUCCACACGUCAUAGGAAACAGGUGAGGUCCGGUGCCUCUGGUUUGAGAUGGGAAGGCGGGCCCUACCCCUGACCCGCCCCCCCGACCCUCGCUUGCCCGUCUGUGAAAUGGGUGUAUCGGGCAGCAAGGCCUCUUCGUGGAGCACUGCCAGCAUCCAGGCAGCCACCGAGGGUCAGCAGUGGUUGAGGUUGCCGCCCUGGGCCUCCAGCCGCCCACCACUCCCACGGCCCCCUCUGGUUCUCACCCUGCAGCAGGGCCAGGGUCCAAAUGAGCUCCGUGCUUCUACUCCGGAAAGAGGUGACGAUCAAGCACCCAGCCACAGCGUGAGGUGGGCGCUGUGGGAGGGAUCACCCACUUACAAGACACAGACACUGGGUCUCAGAGGCAGAGCCGCUCCACGGGGUGAAGAGCCCGCUGCUCUGGCCUUUGGCCUUUUCAAAGCCCCUCUCACCAGUGGGGCCUGGGCCCUGGAGCCACCACUAAGCUGGCAGGCUGCCCCUGAGCCCCCACGGUCCCGGGGGAGGGGUCAGCCCAGGGUAGGAAACUUCGUGGGGAGGGCGGGUGGAGGCUGAGCCACGCCAGCCUUUGGCCUCUGGCGACCACGUGGACGCCCCACCCUCCCCGCCUUGUGGGGUCUGGUUCUCGCUGUUGGUUUUCGUUCGUUUGUUUGUUUUGCACUUCGCCCCACUUCAGACAGUGGAGCCCGGCCCCGUCAGCUCCACGGGCGCCCAUGCACUAGCCCGGGGCGGCCUCUCGGGGGCUUGUGUGGUUUAAGGAAUCACUUUUAAAAGGAAAAAAAAAAAAAAAAAGGAAAGUGUUUAAAGGUUUUUGUUUUUUUCUGUCUGCAUCUCCUCUCGGAUUCAGAAAAGCCCAGAAUUACAGCCUCCGGCCCCAGGAGAGGGUCUCCCCGGCCUGACCCCCAUCUUGCUGACAGUCACCAAGAUGCCACAAGGGGACAGGCUGGGUGGGGACUGAGGACCCCACCUCCCAGGCCCGCAGGAUGCCCCCCUCCAUCUUGAAGGAGUCAGCACCUCACUCCAACAGUGCGUGAGCGCCUACUGUGUGCAAUGCUUCCGCUAGGCAAAGGGGGGCCGGUGGCCCAAUGGGGGACCCUUUGCGAGAGGCCGGGGAGGAGGAGCAGGGAGUCCUGGGGUCUGCCCUGCUGUUGGCCAGAGUGGAAAUGGAGACGUUUUUGUUGUUGUUGGUUUUAAUUUAAAAACACAAAGGCCUAAAGAAAUGUAUCUUAUAAUUUUUUUUUUAAUUUUUGAAAAGCUCAUUUAAUGCAUUGUGCACGAAUGAAUUCUAUAUAUAUAAAAUAUACAUAUAUAGCUCUAUAUUUGGGGAGGGUGCUGUUUCUUUUCUCUCUGUCAUUUUAAAAAUGAAGUGGCGUUGCCUUCAUCUGUGGUCCAACCAUCCAGCACCCAGCUGGCUAAACUCUGCCUCCCGUGGUUACGGAGAGGACACUCGUGGAGAGGACACUCGUGGGGUCGGCGGGAGACCGGAGCAGACAGGCCGCCCGGCGUGCCGGGGUGCCCGCCCGCCCGCCCGCCCACCCCUGUCCCCGGGGCUGCGGGUGGAGAAGGUGGCUUGUUUCGGGUGUGGGUUUGGGUUCUGUUCUGGAUUCAGCUGUUUCUGGUCUGGGGGAGGGGGGUUCGUGCCGAUUCUCUCGUCUUGUACGUUCGUUCCGCUGCUCUUCAAUAUUGUAUCGAUGCCAGGAAGGGGGGUGAGAAGCCUCUUUCGCUCCCCAAAUAAAUUGUCACAUUCCGAAGCUAA